This is a messenger RNA of Aegilops tauschii subsp. strangulata, 597 nucleotides long. Its product is annotated as cortical cell-delineating protein. The record is from RefSeq and is a predicted model, not a curated record. Lineage: Eukaryota; Viridiplantae; Streptophyta; Magnoliopsida; Poales; Poaceae.
UCACUCACACACAGCAAGCGCACAUUGCAAAGCACAAUCGCAGCUCGAUCGCACGCACUAGCUUGCACGCUCCGUCGCAAAUGGCCAUGGCACCCAGAGCGCUGCUCCUCCUGGCCGUCGGGCUCGUGAUCGCAGCCUCGGCGAGCGCCCACGGCGGCUACGAGGGGUCGUGCCCCAAGGACGGGCUGAAGCUGAAGGCGUGCGUGGACGUGCUGGGCCUGCUCAAGCUCAAGGUGAACGUGCCGCGCCAUGAGCCUUGCUGCUCGCUCCUGGACGGGCUCGUCGGCUUGGACGCGGCGCUCUGCCUCUGCGCAAACAUCGACGCCAAUGUGCUCGGCCUCAACCUCCACCUCCCCGUCGACCUCCGCCUCAUCCUCAACAACUGCGGCAAGGUCUGCCCCACCGAUUUCCGGUGCCCACCACGCCACUAAAACUAAAAGUCGUCUCGACUGAGUAUCGUGAUGUUGUCUUGUCUGCAUUUUUAAACGCCGUUUGUAUAUUUCUUGGUACAAUUGAUGUCCCAAUCUUUUGUUUCCACUUUUUUUUGUUUCCCUUCCCUAUGAUUAAUCAAAUAAAAUGAAGUUGUAUUUUGUAUCA